UCUUGGGGGAUUGUAUAUUUUAUCUACUGGGAGCUUCUGGAUAUGGCGCAUAUUUAUCAAAGGUGUGAGAAGGCGAGCAGGAGUAAAUUCCUCCCAGCCUUGAUGAUAUGCUUACACAACAGCUCAGGUCCCCAACAUCCACACCUGACUAGACCUUCAAACCAACUUCCAAAAUUUACACUAAGAACAUGACUUCCGGUAUUCUGAAGCCUUUGGUUAUAUUUUGCAGCCAAUCUCAGUCACAAUGAUACAUCAAAACAAUCAGAAAUCUAGGUGAUACAUGGCGCGCCUUUGCUGGGGUCUAAUGACAGAGUCUGGUCUAAGUACCACUCUAAUUAAAACUUUCAUUCGAUCUUAUAUUAAAUAUCACGAAUGAGCCGGAUGAUAAGAUCUCAGUCGACAGGACAAUAUCUGCCGGACCAUCAUCUACAGAAUUCUCCACACUUAUGAAACCUAUCCGACAUUAUCGCAUUUUCGCCGACUAUGGAACGGACUUUAGCUGGCGACCCUUUUAAAAGAAGAUGCGAAAACACUAAAGAUUACGCGGCAAGUGUGUUCCCCAGUGUCUUGGAUGAGGUCACAUGGAAUGUGGCAGGCUAUCUACUUGCUUGGCGUAUUGCGAUCUCUCGCGAAGUUGGAAGCAUUCGAUACUCAGCCGGCCAUUCGGAGUAUCUUUUGAUAAAUGGAAGUGAGACUAUCGUAACUAUACAGGUUUUGAAUCAUCAGUUGGGAUUUUCCACUAAAGGAGAACCCACAUAGUAAAGGGGCCUGAGGCAUAC
Molecule: messenger RNA, 779 nt
Organism: Talaromyces proteolyticus
Lineage: Eukaryota; Fungi; Ascomycota; Eurotiomycetes; Eurotiales; Trichocomaceae
Exons: 1
Coding region: 484-759 (91 amino acids)
Source: RefSeq, a predicted model, not a curated record